Messenger RNA from Pieris macdunnoughi, 1341 nucleotides. The record is from the annotation of a GenBank genome assembly. NCBI's taxonomy places the organism in Eukaryota, Metazoa, Arthropoda, Insecta, Lepidoptera, Pieridae.
AUGUCUGUAAUAAUUAUAAGAACACUGUGUUUCGCUAUUAUAGCUGUUCAGGGUUCAGUAAAUGGACGAUAUAUUGGGAAAGAUUAUUUCUUUAACUAUAUUUUGGAUAAUCUUACGCCCCAAAAUGAAGCGUUCUGGCCUAGUGGAAACUUCAACCCAGAAAGUCCCUGUAUAGACAAAAGCUCAUUUGUAAGAAAAGAUCUUGAAGCAAUCGUUGAUUAUAUGUACGAAGAAUUAAAGUUACACGAAAGUAUUUCCAAAGCAUAUCUUCCCAAAGCUAAUGAAAUACAAAAGAAAUAUAUAAAUCAACUUGAAACUUUCGAUGAAUGGUUUAAAGGCCAGCCGGAACAUCUGAAGCAUAUUAUCGAAAGCCUGACGGACAGGCGUAAUUUUUUAGAACCGCAAAUAAAAAAAGUCGGUAAUACAUUGAAGAAUUAUGACUCUUUGAAAAAACAUAUAGAUCGACAACAACAUGAAUUAGAUACACUGACAUUAAAAUUUAAACGUUUUAAAAAUAUAUGCCACGCAAACUGUCCUGGUAUUGUUACAAGAUUGAGUGCUCAAAAGGAACACUCAUUAUACUAUUGUGGAACUGCUGCAGAAAUUAAAAACAUUUCUACGGCUGAAUUAAUGACAUACGUUAAUACCAUUUUAAAGCCUGACUUAUUAAAGGAAUUAACGAGUUUUGAUGCAAAAUAUGAAAAGGACAUAGAUACUCUAGAAGAAAAUAUCAAAGAUAUAGCUUUGAAGGAUUAUGGUCGACUAUUAGUAGAUAUACUUCGUUUCCAUGAUGAGUACAAUCAUUAUUAUAAAUUAUUUGACGUUGAUAUUGAGUCUUACAAGAAUGAAGUUGAUGAAAAACUUUUAUUUAUGGAUGGGAAACUGGCACAAUUACAUGCAGCUACAGAAAAGUAUAGGAAAUAUUGUUUGCAGUGUGAUGAAAACUCUCCAAUACUCUUUUCAUGGAAACACAUAACGGACAUUAACGAGAGAAGCAACAGCGGCAAUUUGGAGCCACAACAUAAUUUAUUGAAUGAUGUUAUCAAGUCCAAAAUAGAAAAAAUUCACCAGCAGUCACUUAGUGACAUUGAGAAUAUAUUUUCCGAAUUAGACGUAAAAAUUGAUGAAAUUAAGCAACGUAAUACAAAUGUCACUAACUUUAAACCUAUACAAGAAGAUAUCAAGAAAGAUUUUCGUAAAGAAAAACAAUUAUUUAAUGAACUUAAAAGUGUGGUCUCGAAGGAAAGUAUUGAAAAUUUCUUAUCGCUCGACAACGAAGCUUCUAAGUUAGAUGUAAGCAUUGGCGAUACUUUAGGAGAAGUUAAAAAGCUGAUAUUAUGA